AUGGCUCACAUACGUAUUUUUCAUGAGAAACGAAAUUACUCAAUAUUAGUGGCUGUAGAAGAUGAUAAUUGCUUGAGUCUUUCGUCGUUACAACGAGCUUUCCCGGGUUGUACAGGCCUUUAUCACCAUAGUGAUAAUGGAAAUGAUAUAAUAUUGGUGCCGGGUAAUAAUAAUGGCUGUUUUCAGUGUGAGUGGAAUUAUGAGAUAGCAUAUCAUCCAUAUUAUCCAGGUAAUAUUGAAGGAACUCAACAAACAUCUGAAUUUUAUGUAUAUUGUAUACUAUUAGAUGCUCGACCGAAUUCACUCACAUCAUCAUCAUCUAGUUUUUUUCGACAGUUGUGUGUUACUGCAGCUGGUAAUAAUAUAUGUGAAGAAAUUAAAAGUAAAGCUAUACUAAGUGUACAAGCAGUAAUUGUUGGUCAUGAUAUAAGAUCAUUUGUUACUGAUGAAUAA
Messenger RNA from Adineta steineri, 453 nucleotides. Lineage: Eukaryota; Metazoa; Rotifera; Eurotatoria; Adinetida; Adinetidae. The record is from the annotation of a GenBank genome assembly.